AUGAACCAUGCGACCCGAACACCGCUCCUCGUGACGGCCGAACGGAGUGCGACUCAAGACGAUAUGGUCCAAGAUCUCGAGCGUCACUACCUCCUCAUGGUCGAUUAUUUGAGGGGUGUGCCCGAAUUCACCGAAAUGUCCCUCCCGGAUCAGGAACAACUAGCGCAACGACGGUUCCUGCCCUUCUACUGGCUCAAGUUGACGCAGUACACGUGGAAGACAAAGUGUGCCGGGAUAUGUCUAGCAAAUGGCAGCUUUUAUCCCGGCAGUCUUGAGCACCAGCCAUGUCCCGAUGUUACACGUCUGGUGUCCCGUUUCGACACGCUCCUCCCCAUCUACAGCUGGCUACGGUUGGACGAAAAAGAGAUGGCACUCCUCACUUUUAUCAUCCUUUUCCACGAUGGCGUACCCGAUCUGUCAGCAGGUGGUCGGGUAAAGGCCCGAGCUGUCGGGCAACUGUUUUUGAAGGUCCUCCACUACCAUAUGCGACGUAAAGACGGUCCCGUCGACUACGAUAAGCUGGCGAUCCGUAUGAGCCGAAUCAUGCUCUUCGUCAACGAUCUUACGUGUAUGACGCACUUCUCAUUCUCCAACAUGCAAGUCCACGAGAUAAUGCACGUCAUCAACUGGAAGAAGGCGGUCGACGGCAGACUUGCCUGGAUACACGGA
Mesorhabditis spiculigera is the source of this 669-nucleotide messenger RNA. The record is from the annotation of a GenBank genome assembly. NCBI's taxonomy places the organism in Eukaryota, Metazoa, Nematoda, Chromadorea, Rhabditida, Rhabditidae.